CGUCAACGGCAGCUUCAGCACCGGAGGCCCCAGCAGAUCCAUCUACCCCACUACUAGCUGCAUCACCCCCACUACAAGAGGAGGAGGUCUUUCCUGACGGGUAUGAUCCUUAUGAGGGAGCUCCAGCUACUCCUAUCGGUGCAGGUGUUAUCCAUAUACAUGACAGCGAGUCCCAAGGUGAAAUUUUGGCGAUAGAGGCACAACCUGCAGGGGUUAAGAGUGGGAAGAGGAAGAGAAAUCCCCCUGUAUGAUUUCGUGACUACACGGAGAUGAAGAAGAAACAGAAUCCUUCUUCGAUGUUUGAUCCCUUGGCGCCACCGGAUGAGCGAUGGUUGGAUACUUUCCGAAAGUGGUGUUCUGGACUCAUUCCCAACCACCGGCUUCGGGAUUUGAAAAGUGGUGAUUACGGUCCAUCGUUCUUUUGGAAGCUGUUGACACUACAGGAAUGGCUUACAGAUGACCAUAUAGAUGCAGCAGUCCAUAUGCUGAGGAGGCGACGCGCCGACUAUCCACUGAGAUUUUCUCAGAAGGGUAUCAUUCUCUCUACAUUCGUCACCAGCAUGAUCAACAGUGCAUGGACGAAUCACAAGGGUCCGAGGAGAAACUUUGUGUGGGAGGAUUAUAUCCUGGAGUACUGCAGAGGUGUUCAUCAUUUGUUAAUUGUUUAGAUUUUCUCCACAAUUACAGACCCAGUUCUUUCCGAGAUGGAGGGGUAAUGAGUUCAUUUAAUUCAUUUUGCAUCUUCCCGGCCAUAGGCGCUGGGUCACAGUUGAAGUUGACAUAGAGCUGUGGAAAAUUAAUGUGUACGACUGUGAUUCCAGCAUUUUUCAUUGAACCGCCAUGGCACCCAUCUUAAAGACUUGGGAAGAACUGUUGCCCUCACUAAUCCAUGCAACCGGGGAUUUUCCACGUAAUAACCAGACCAUGGCGUUAACAAAUAAGGAUAUCAACGUGCUUCCGAAUAUGCAUGCGAGUCAAGCCACUCACAACCUAGUUCUGAAUGCAACAAUCAGGUACAUAGUAGGGGUGAAAAUCGGUCGGUUAUGAUCGGUUUUUACAAUUUUAUAACCGACCAGUCGGUUACGGUUUUUAUUUUACAAAAACCGUAACUGACCGUUUAAAAAUUAUAACCGUAUAAAACCGACCGUACGGUUUUUGGCGGUUUUAGGCGGUUUUGGCAGUUUUGACAGUUUUUUGGUUAAACUAU
Molecule: messenger RNA, 1207 nt
Organism: Cannabis sativa
Lineage: Eukaryota; Viridiplantae; Streptophyta; Magnoliopsida; Rosales; Cannabaceae
Exons: 2
Coding region: 270-668 (132 amino acids)
Source: RefSeq, a predicted model, not a curated record